AUGUUGCAAGUUUUAGCUUGUGGAGCUGUAGUUUUCCCCGGUCUUUUCCUCGCCUUCAGGAGGAUUCUGCCGAGUGUGUUCAAGCGCUGGAACGAUGCCGACGUGGUGCUGGUCAGCGAGAGGCUGGUGUCCUCCAUCCAUGCUCUUAUGGCGACCACAGCAGGGGUCAUCAUUGUUUCAUCGUGCAGAGGCGACGUUAUUAACGACAGGCACUGGCUGGCCACUUAUUUUGUCAUCUGGUACGGUGUCCCCUACAUGACGUACGACAUCUUCGCCAUGUACCUCAGCCACUACUACCGGUACCAGGUCAACGGGCACGAGGACUACAAGCAGCACUCCCUGAGGACCAUAAACUUCUUCAUACGAAGGGAGUUCCUGCUGGUGCUGCAUCACAUCGCACUGCUCACCAUCCUGCUGCCCAUCACACUGUUCUUCAGGAAGGACCAGGGGGAUUUCUUUAUCGGCUGCUUGUUUCUGACUGAGCUCAGCACGCCCUUCGUCUCCCUGGGGAAGAUGCUCAUUCAGAUCGGCCACCAGGACGGCUGUCUUCACAAGGCCAACGGAGGUAUGGUUCUGCUCACCUUCUUCAUGUGCCGCAUCGCCCUCUUCCCCUUCAUGUACUGGAUGUACGGCCGCCACUACGGCAUCCCCCUCCACACGGUGCCCUUCCACCUGCCGCUCCUCGCCAACCUGGGCAACUCGUGCAUCCUGGCGCCGCAGGUCUACUGGUUCGUGCUGCUCUGCCGGAAGGGCUACCGUCUUUACCAGCGGAGCCGCGGGCCGCAGUCGCCCUCCGCGGCCCCCGUCGCCGAUUGCUCAAAAGAUGAUUGAUGACCACUUUGCAGCUGCCACCCGAAGCUGCACAUUCAGUUACUAAA
Messenger RNA from Nematolebias whitei (Rio pearlfish), 878 nucleotides. RefSeq names its product TLC domain containing 3A (gene tlcd3a). Lineage: Eukaryota; Metazoa; Chordata; Actinopteri; Cyprinodontiformes; Rivulidae. Gene Ontology annotation, cellular component: endoplasmic reticulum; membrane. Gene Ontology annotation, biological process: lipid homeostasis. The transcript is spliced from 5 exons. The record is from RefSeq and is a predicted model, not a curated record. Bases 1 to 831 code for a protein of 276 amino acids.